CGUUUUAAUCGAAAUCGAAAGCCGGUCUCAUUUGUUCUUGCUGAAUUGUUGGAAAUAAAGCCCAUUAAACCACAAAAAUGUUACCACAGCGGGGCUUCACAUUGUUUAGAGUCACAGUUUCGAACGUAUGCAUAACUCGACCGCUUUCCUCUACUGCAGAAACCAUACGAACACAGUACAGCAACGUAGAUCAGCAGGAGGUGGAAAACCUUUCAAAACAGUCCAGCGAAUGGUGGGACCCAUGUGGUCCGAUCCGGGGAUUACACGCGAUGAAUGCGCUCCGAGUUCCGCUAAUCCGGGACGGGCUGAUCGCCACCGGGAUCGUCGGUAAAGAGAGAAUAAGCAAACCAAAGGUGCUGGAGAACGUCAACAUCCUUGAGGUGGGCUGUGGAGGGGGAAUUUUGAGCGAAGCGCUAGCCAGACUUCAUGCCAAAGUUGUGGGCAUUGAUCCGAGCGAAAAGCUGAUUUCGGUUGCCUGCGAACAUGCUAAAGCCAGCGCAGUGUUGAGCCCAGACCGCAUCCAGUAUCACGUGGAAACGAUAGAGCAGCAUGCUUCGAAAAAUCCAGAACGGUACGAUGCAGUCGUUGCGUCGGAAGUGCUUGAACACGUUAGCGACAAAGUGCUGUUCAUUGAGCAGUGUGUCGGUGCUUUGAAGCCCGGAGGAUCCCUCUUCAUUACGACGAUAAACAAGACAGCGCCAUCGUGGUUGGGAGCGAUCGUAGCUGCGGAAUAUUUACUUCAUUUGGUCCCUGAGGGCACCCAUGAUUGGGAUAAAUUUGUGUCCCCGGGUGACCUGCAGAGGAUACUAUCAUGCUACAAUUGCAACACCAUUGUGGAGCAUGGCAUGUUCUACCAGUUCUGGGCGAACCAGUGGUGCUGGACAGGAAACACCGAUAUUAACUACGCCAUUCAAGCAGUGAAGCUGGCAGAAACUUAACCAUCCCAACAUGAUUUUGUAAGUCAGACCGAGCUAAGAGAUCUUUGCCAAUAAAUAUUUGUUGAG
Messenger RNA from Anopheles cruzii, 1004 nucleotides. Its product is annotated as ubiquinone biosynthesis O-methyltransferase, mitochondrial-like. The transcript has 2 exons. The record is from RefSeq and is a predicted model, not a curated record. The coding region runs from base 78 to 938 and encodes 286 amino acids. NCBI's taxonomy places the organism in Eukaryota, Metazoa, Arthropoda, Insecta, Diptera, Culicidae. Gene Ontology annotation, molecular function: 2-methoxy-6-polyprenyl-1,4-benzoquinol methyltransferase activity. Gene Ontology annotation, biological process: ubiquinone biosynthetic process.